GAGAGAGAGAGAGAGAGAUAUGCCACCGUACAUAAGACCAAGGCAGGAAAUCAUACAUACUCAUCCACAGGAUAUCCAAUACGUAGAAAGACACACGCACACAGACACACGUUAGCAGCCAUGGGUAGGAGAAGCCUGCUGUCUCUCCUGCUCCUUGUCCUGCUGGUGUUCGGCUACGGCCCUCGCCCCAGCCUAGCCAAGUGCAAAGCCACCAACCCCACAGAGGUGUACAAAGGAGAGAAGGAGAUUACUACAAAGCAUUCAGAGAACGGGGAAGCGGUGUAUGUCACGUCCUUCUCCGUGCGGCCAUUGAGUGGUUUCCAAAGUGUCAAUCUAACAGCGACAGCAGAAGCAGAGAAAGAUGGAAGCAAGCAGACUGUCCUAUUCUCUCAUCUCAUCACAGCAGACAAGUGUUUCAAGAAUGACAAGUGGAUGAAAGUGUCGAUGUGGGCGGACUUGGGAAAAGAUCCUACACUUGGGUUUCGCGUUGGGGAUUGCUGGAAGGAAUGCAGAGCCGACUUAGGCACCGCCACGACAGGGAAGCUUACUUUACGGUGGCUUAAUGUCACCGCGCGUGGCCGAUCCAAGUGGACCAACGAAUUGUCAGGUAAACGUUGCAUCAAACAACUGGGCCAAGGCCGUCCCUCAAACGUCCCCAAUUGUGGUUCCCAGAUUCUACAGCCCCCCUCGUCAUCCACCCAGACGACUCUACAGCCCCCCUCGUCAUCCACCCAGACGACUCUACAGCCCCCCUCGUCAUCCACCCAGACGACUCUACAGCCCCCCUCGCCAUCCACCCAGACGACUCUACAGCCCCCCUCGCCAUUCACCCAGACGACUCUACAGCCCCCCUCGCCAUCCACCCAGACGACUCUACAGCCCCCCUCGCCAUCCACCCAGACGACUCUACAGCCCCCCUCGCCAUCCACCCAGACGACUCAACAGCCCUUCCCAGCAUCCACAAAGACGCCUCUACAGCCUCCCUCAUCAUCCCAACCGCACACCAGCACAUCCACACAGCCGUCCUCUCCGUUCAGAUUGGUGGGGGCAAGCGUGGUGAUAGCGAGCGUGGUGGCGGUGACGGGGGCCAUGCUGGUGCUGAUAGGGGUGUGCUUGAGGAAGAAGAAGAAGAGGAAUGCCCCUGUUACGGACGCGGCAGGCAGCAGCACACACACGGAGGCGAGGGACAACAGCACGGUAAGGGUUAUAGAAAACGAAAUCUAUGAAGCCUUCAGCGACGGAGAGGGCGCGGCUGGCAGAACGACGGAAGUUAUAGAAAACGAACUUUACGAAUGUUAUGGAAAGAAAGCGGCUGGUGGAACGACGGAAGUCCAGGAAAACGAACUCUACGAACCUUUUAGCUGCACCCAAACGCCUGUUAGCGGAAGAACAAAGGUCAUCUUUAAAAACGCAGGCGAGGGAGAGAUGGAAGAAGAUUCAGGGGACUACAUUUAUGAAAUUCUUUAGUAAUUGUGUUAUGGCUACAGAUUUACAUAGAUUUACAUAAAUAUUCAGAUCGCAUGGAGCCCAUGGCGGCGUGCUGCAGAAUGGCGCGCGAAAUUCAAAUUGCUGCUUUUAAAUUGAGUUUUUGCGCCCCAGGCACGGCCAGGAUCUCGAAGAAGUAAACGGCCUGCCCAGGGUCGUCCCAAGCACGCGUGGAGUCAGGGCUUCAUGGCGUGUUUGAGGGAGAUUCGUGAAUUUUCUUACUGAAAUUGGAUGUGUUGGGCUAAACCUGAUUCCUGUGACUCUGUGGACUGCAAAUCAGUUGUCGCACAACAGAGUCAAGUUUAACAAAUUUACAAUGGAACAAUAUAGCUACUAUGGCACCCUCGGAAGUUAGGAGAGGGCGGGAGACACAGGGCAGAGUCAACGCUGUGGCCGGCGGGCAGGAUGCGAGGUGCUGGCUGGACGGGACAGGGAUUUACGAGCCUCGCACUCUACGAGGUGCUUAGGGUCUCGUGAUUCAGUGUGUCUCGUGACGGCCACCGCAGGCUUGCACCAAGGAGACUAUAAUGAUAUUCUAGUCUCCUUGGCCUGCACGCACAACCCUAGGUCCGGGGUCUUCAACAAAUGCGAGUUCGGAAGUUAGGCGAGGCUCGAACAUUCACGGCGGGGACUUCGCCUUUGUACUUUAGCGAAUAUUUAGGACAGACAAUAAAACAAAUACGAUAAAACACUGUGAGCGGGCACGGGUGUUGGUGGGCAUGGGCGUGUCCUGCCAGGCGUGCCCCGCGAGACGGGAACCUUUGAUUUUAGAUGUGUUAAGUGUACGUUUACUGUCUUUGUGAACUGUAAGUAAGUAAGUAAGUAAAUAUUUAUUGCCUUUAAAGUAUAAGAAUAUUGUUAUAUAUAAGUAUAACAUAAAACAUGGCAAUGGCACAGCCUGUCAAGCCGAAGCUUCCCGACAGACAUGGAAUUAUAUUAUUUUAUUUAAUGUUUACAUUGGCACAAAAUUGGUACCUAAUAUAUUAUUAACUAACGUAUAGAACAAUAAGAAUAAUUAUAAUAAUAUGUUGCUGAGAAUAACAAUAACAAUAUCAAUUAUAAUAAUAAUAAUAAUAAUAAUAAUAAUAAUAAUAAUGAACAUUACACUUGUGAAACUAAGUUCAUAUCACACACUACAUUUGAUUACUACUUUGACAAUUAUAUAAAUAAGUUUUCACAGAUUUUUUAAAAAUGGAUAAAUUUAUAUGAUUGAGAAGAGUCUUAAUAUGUAGAGGCAAUGAAUUCCACAUUUGGGGACCUGAGUAUAAUAUACUGUGCUUAAAGAGAGAAGUUCUGAACUGUGGACAUAUGAGAUUGAUAUCAUUACCUCGAAUGUUGUAUGAUGUGUGUACCAGUCUGAAAGGCUGACCUCCACAAUACUGUGUAAGGCACUUGUAAAUGCUUAACAAUAAAAAAUAUUUAUGAAUAUUUGGAAAACUAAGAAAAUUUUGUGUAUUAAUUAUAUUUCGUGUUGACUCAAACCUACUCAUAUAGAAUAUACACCUAAAAAUUUAAUUUUGAGCUACUGAUAUUCUCUUAAUGAAGGACUGCCAAGUACAGGCCCAGACUGAUACACAAUAGGUGAGAUGGGGAUAACAAAGUGUGUAAUAAAUACUAGUGAGGGAUUCAGGUGUGAGAUUAUUGCGGACUCUGUAUAAAAUACCGCACAUCCUUGCUGAUUUAUUUGUGACAAAUGAAAUAUGUUGAUUCCAAUUCAUAUUCUCAUCUAUGUAAACACCCAAAAAUUUUGUGAAAUUUACUCUGUCUAAUGUGUUUCCCUCUAUGGUUAUAGAAGGAAUGUUAUAUUGUAAUGAACGAUUUUGAAAAAAUAUGUAAUUAGUUUUUGCAAUAUUCAGACUCAAAUCAUUAAUUUUAGUCCAAUAAUUAAUUUUUUCUAGUUCUGUAACUAAAUUUAUAUGAAGAUCGUUAAUGUUUACAUUAUCUAAUAAAAGAUUUGUAUCGUCAGCAUAAAUCGUAUAUUUGAAUUUAGAACUUACAUUAACAAUGUCGUUUAUAUAGAUGAGAAAGAGUAUCGGUCCUAAUAUUGACCCCUGCGGUACAGCCUUGUUGAUUGCCCUAAAAGAAGAAUACGUGGCGUUGCAAUAUACAGCUUGUGACCUAUUGGUUAAAUAACUUUCAAAUAGUUUUAAGGGAAUACCUCUAACGCCAUAGUGACUUAGCUUACUCAAUAAAAUUUUGUGAUUCAAUGUAUCGAAUGCCUUAGAUAAAUCUAAAAAUAUUCCAAUUAAAUAAUGUUUCUUUUCUAAAUACUGAUAUACAUUAGAUAUGAACUGUAAAAUAGCUGUUUCUGUGGAACGACCUGCCCUAGACCCAUGCUGGUAGUCUGUGAGUAGAUUAUUGUUUUAAAAAAAAAUUACAAGACGGGAAGUAAUAACUUUUUCAAAAACCUUGCUAAAUGCUGGAAGUAUUGAAAUAGGUCUAUAGUUUUUAAUAUCGGAUCUACUGCCUGAUUUAAGUAGUGGUACAACUUUGGCUUUUUUAAGUGCAUCCGGAAAUAUUCCAGUUUUUAACAUCGGAUUCACUAUGUGUGUUAAUGGAAUGGACAUAUUAUUAGCUGUGCGUUUCAAAACAAUUGGGGAAAUAUCAUCAAAUCCGGAGGAAGAAGUUUUAAAUGCCGUAAUAUAUUUUUCAAUUUCUAAGUUUGUGGCAGGAAAUAAAUACAUAGAAAAAUUGGGAGAGUUGUGUAAAUAAUUUAAAAAUUCAUUACCUACAGUUUCUGCUGCUUGCUGACUUGCUUUCAAAAAAUGUUCAUUAAAUUUAUCUGGAAUGUUGUAACAAAUUGAUCGUAGCUCAA
Eriocheir sinensis (Chinese mitten crab) is the source of this 4300-nucleotide messenger RNA. RefSeq names its product mucin-5B-like. Bases 121 to 1467 code for a protein of 448 amino acids. NCBI's taxonomy places the organism in Eukaryota, Metazoa, Arthropoda, Malacostraca, Decapoda, Varunidae. The record is from RefSeq and is a predicted model, not a curated record. The transcript is spliced from 2 exons.